Messenger RNA from Gasterosteus aculeatus aculeatus (three-spined stickleback), 820 nucleotides. It is a transcript of the gene nms, whose product is annotated as neuromedin S. Lineage: Eukaryota; Metazoa; Chordata; Actinopteri; Perciformes; Gasterosteidae. The record is from RefSeq and is a predicted model, not a curated record.
GCUCGGUGUGAUUGGUCCCGUCAGUCCGCACAAACAGGGGGCCGAGCGCCUUUUUAAAGAGCGCACGUCGUUCAGAAGACAUCGAGCAGGAGAGACGAGGACAGCGGAAGCAUGUCUCGCACCGUGACCCGACUCGUGGUCCUGUCUUCGUUCUGGCUGCUUGGAUGCUGGAGCACAACAGAUGCUUUAAAACCCAGUGGUCAUGUGAUUACCACGACGACCUGUAGAGGAACAUUCAGAGGAGAUCCGUCUCGUUACCCUCUUGUUCACUCAGACGCCGCUCUGUUCCACCGCCGGGGAGACGGGAGGUUUAGAAAGGCGCGAGGAAUCGAAAGUGAAGACCUAAGCGAUGUUUUAUGGCGACACCAGAGCAACGAGCAAAUCCAGAAUGUUUUCAAAAGAUUCCUGUUUCACUACUCUAAAGCUCGCAACUCUGUGGGAGCGCUGCAGCACGAGUCUACAUCUGUUCAUCCCCUGAUGAGACUUUCCCCCAAACUGUCCCAGGGGAGAAAGAGGAAGUUUUUGCUUUUGAGGAUCCGAGGUCUGCCGGAGGGGACGCUGUAGAAGAGAAACACCUUCAAUAAGCAGAGGAGGGUGGGAGGAGUCAAGCAACGGAAGCCCCGCCUCCACAUGCCAAUCAACGGGACCGAAAGACACAAAAUAAAACACUCAUCAUUAACUCUUAAGGACGUUUAGGUCACCAGAAGAAAUGAAAGGAGAAAUGUUUGUGGCAAAGAGGAGAACUCACAUUUAUUCCCAGAUUUAAAUGUACAUUUUGUGACAUAAAUAUCAUGAAACGUAAUAAAAAAAGUUACAGUUU